AUGCGCUGCUGUGGCGAUCGUGAAAAGGGACCGGUUUCUCUUGAGGAGAAAUGGGACUAUGUGAAUCUCGACGACUUCAAAUCUGAGUCCUGCCUAACACCCUUCUCCUACUUUUUCCUUUGGUUCUUCCUCUUCAUCUCGCUGGCCGUGUAUGGCGUCGAUACUUUUACCGCCGUGAACCUCCUCGCUUUCUCUCGAUGGGCCGGCCAAAUCGAACCCACCAUCCCGUUCCAUAUCUCGCGCUGGAUCUACGCCGUCUGUAUCAUCAUCUCCUUCGCUCUGUUGAUAUAUCGAUGGAUGGUCGCCAUCCGCGCGAUCCGCUCGAAAAGUAUCGCUCGCAGCUACCUCAACUCGCUCGCAGUUCGCAUUCAAAGUAUCCGACCAGGAAGACGAGGUCGCGGGUGGAAACGGUUUCUGGUGUUCGCGGAGCUGACCAAGAGUAAGAAGGGAGCGGAAUACGUGGCUUUGUUUACGUAUUUCUCGUUUGAGUCCUGGAUGAACACUGUUUUUGCCGAUGGACCCCGUCAAGUCGUCAACGCCAUCACGCUGUACUCCGUAAUGCAGAUGGACCUUCUCCCUGGUGGAAAGAACGCAGAAAAAUCCGAUGACAGCUCGGCCGCGCAAUUCUUCGAAAACGUGAGGAUCCUGGCAGUGAACAAUAACCUGCGAGCUGUCGUCCUGUUUUCCAUGCUGUUCACCUUGGUUAUCUGGGUGUUAUCCGUCAUCAAACUGUUGAUCGCAAUCGUUCUUUACCUUAUCUUCCUCUUUCACCACAUCCCAUCGCGCGAUGGUACUUUGACAGCGUAUUGUCGCCGCAAGAUCAACACCCGUGUGAUGCGCAUCGUCACGGUAAAGGUUAACAAGGCGUUAGCCAAGGGAAUGGCUCUGCAAGACCGAGCACCAACGCAGCCAAACAUGGGUGCGAGUGUCAAACCAACAUUGCCUGCUGUAGGGAAGAGUGAAGACAAGGCACCUAUCGUCACAACCAUCUCUCGCACCACGACUCAAACAACGCUUCCCUCGCGCCCUUCAACUGCAGCGGACCGCAACCCUACACUUCCUGACCUGUCAUGGCCCGAUGAACAUCCCGGCCUAAGCAGAACCGCUACUGAGACGUCUGCGUUCUCUGAAUCUGCCGCAGUUUCGACGUACAGUCCUCUGGACCGCGGUCCAUCACCAGCACCACCUGUACCCCCUUUACCAGCCAACGUCCCUCCUAUGCGCUCAAAUACGCCCGCUACUCGACCGCCGCCGUCACGGCACACCCCUGCUCCCACUGCGACGGCCCGUUCGACUCCGGCACCUGGAUACCGGGGAAUGACUGAGGAGCGUGGCUACGGCGCUUACGGUCCACCCAAUCCACCAGCUGCCGUUCCUUAUCGAUCCCACACUGCGGCUCCCGAUCUGUAUGGCCGAUCGAUGACUCCUGGCGUUGCAAUCUCACCGUCAGCACAGACGGACUAUCCCACUCAAACUUUCUCCCCAAUUGUCCCAAAUGCGACUGCUCAGUCUGGUUAUCCCAUGCCAUCGUUCACCCCCAUCAAUCGAAGUGCUUCUCCCUCUGUCGCAUAUCCAGAACGAACCUUCACCCCGAUGAAUCCAAUCCCUCAACCCAACAAUGGGAAUUAUCUCCCUUUUGACCCCUCCAUGACUUCACAAACACCAACCCAACCGACAGCCUCUCCUGUCUACCAUGCAUACUCCGGACAAGACGCGGGACAACCGGCAUUCCGGCCAUACCGCAACGACGGCAACUUCUGA
Aspergillus chevalieri is the source of this 1761-nucleotide messenger RNA. RefSeq lists its product as uncharacterized. The transcript has 3 exons. The record is from RefSeq and is a predicted model, not a curated record. Gene Ontology annotation, biological process: potassium ion transmembrane transport. Bases 1 to 1761 code for a protein of 586 amino acids. Gene Ontology annotation, cellular component: plasma membrane. Gene Ontology annotation, molecular function: potassium ion transmembrane transporter activity. Lineage: Eukaryota; Fungi; Ascomycota; Eurotiomycetes; Eurotiales; Aspergillaceae.